AUGAGCAGACGCAUGGGCGAUAGGAGGACGGCCCAAGAAAACAGUCCAGACGCCCUAGCAGCGGCUGCCGCAAUUGGUAAUGCGCUCAGCAAUAACGGAAGAACUGUUGAUAAAAGCAAAAUACCUCAAUAUAACCAAAACUUCAUUUCUCGAACAACGUCAAUUGCAGGAAUUAAAAGAUAUACAUUGACUUCGGAUCAUAAGACCAGUUCAAAAGCACCUUCAAUGUGUGCGAACACAAAUCAGUUCUCUAGGCGUACCUCGAGUUUGCCCAAUAGGAAACAUUGUACCACCGCCAACAAUUCGAACAUGAGAAAACAACACAGGAUUCAUGAGGAUGCAGAAACCGCCUUCCGGGAGUUCGGAGGUCAUGAAUCGACAAGGAUUUUGAACGUUCCAAUUACGAACGAUAGAAACAGUAAUCCUAGGACCGCAUCGCUUAGGAACUCAAGUAGCAUAAUAGGGACAACCAAGAAGUAUAUACCAGGUCCCAGGGGACUAGUUGCCGUGGAAGUUCCCGUGCGAGAAGAAUCCCCAAGAUUUAGCUUGAACUCACAUUCACGUAAUCCAGCUAGUAGAACAUAUUCAUUACCUACUGGAAACCCCAACAUGAAUCUAAUGCACAGGAAGAAAACCACUAAAACAGUGGGGCCACAAGAGAGAAAACCUGAACGAGAACUCAAAUCAAAAUCUCAUCGUUCAAUCAAAGCGCCACCUAAAAUGCAUGCCAAGUCAUCAAAGCAAAACCAUAACGAUAGUAUUCCACUAAUUCAAAUAACCAUGAAUGAAGAAACGGAACAGGAACUGAAAGAGGAUCGCGAUGACCCAUUUGAGUUCAAGCCCAUGAUUAUAUCUGACGACGACUCUUUCAUUGAGUCAAAUGCACUUGGUCACCAUGAGGCUGAUAAAAGUUCUAGCACUCUAAGUGGACGUGGGAAGAAAGAACAGAUCGAAAAACUACUUGAAGAUGUUCAUGCUCUAGAAGCAAAAAUAUCAAAUAUCGAAAUGGCGAAAUCAAACGAAGAAGAACGAGAACAGAAGCUAAUCCUAGAAUUACAAACAGUUAAACUAAAUGAAGAACGGAGAGUAGAGAUAUUGGAAAGGGAACUGAGUAUAGCCAAGGAAAAUGCCGACCUUGAAGCAGAAGAACUGAAGCUAAUAGAGCUGAAAAGACAAGAGCAGCUUCGUAAGGAAAAGGAAACCAAAACCAAAACUGAACUGGUCGAUGUUCAACUGCUAACUGUAACUGAAUCUGGGUCCGAAAAAUCACCUUCAAAAGAUGCACAAAAUGAGCCACCGAAUACUCAAAAUAAAGAUGAAGUUAUUGACGAGAGUAAUCAUUCACUACUUGAAACUGUCGACAAAACCCUGGCAAACCCUAUUCUCCCUGGAUCGUUUGACAAAUCUGCCUUACAUGUUAAUUCAACCAGUGAAUCUGAAGUUGAUUUAGAUUCUGAUAGUCCCGCUGGAAGCCAAUUAUCUGAUUAUAACUACAUAGAGGGAUCUACAAUUGACCUGCGUGCCACCGCAAAGACAAGUGUGGAGUCCGAGAUCGACACAAAUCAAACCGAACUGAAAUUUCCACAAGGCGAGGAUUUUGGCAAUACAAAGAACCACAUUUCAGGCCCAGGCAACGAUUUUUUUUCAGACGAAAACAAAAAAGAUUUUGGUCAGGAAGACUUACAUUUGAAUGAUGCUGACCCAGAGAGCUUUGAAACAUCUUUUGACACUUCUAAGAUCCGUAGCAUCAUAGCGGAGAAUGAGAGUGAUGUUAUUGAAGACGAGCACGGAAAUGACGACGAUGAUGAUGACGAUGACGACGACGAAGAAUUUCAUGAUUCUUAUGACGUAAUAGUUCACGAACCCAUUCAGGUAAAGCAAACAAUAACUAAUGUUCCUCACUUAAAGUAUCCGUUGCAGCACCUGAAUGAAGUGGAAAUCGACAAGAACAUUGGACAAAGUUAUGAUGCUGUAGAGGUCAACCAAUCCGAAGCGAACAUGGCCAAAUACUUACGUAAUGAUAAUAGUUAUCCCCCCAGCAUGAGUUCAGGAACUCUUGAGUUGGAUUCACAAAACGGGAACUCAAGGUCCUCUACUGAAACCACAAGGAUUUUUCCUAGUAUCUGGAAGGACUUACCACAGCCAGCAUUCAAAUCCGCUCUGAAGAAAACACUAGCUACUCCAUUGAGUACAUCUUCCUCCGUAUACUCAAUAGGCACACCUCCAAAUAGUAACGUUCAUAUAGCACACACGACAACCUCCAAUAUCAAAAUUAACGGCCAGAAUCCGCCAACUCAUGACUUGGAACAGAAACAUAGCCCACCCAAUCAGCCUGUUUUAAGGGAAAUUCCUGCGAUGUCACCAAGACGUUUGGAAGAUAAAAGGAAAAACCCUAACCAUUUGGGCUUUAGGACUUUACGUGGUGGUUCCAGCGAGGCUCCUCUUUCCCAAAAGAUACCCGAGUCAUCUUCUAAUCCACCUUUAUCCCCAUCUUACCGCACCACAAAGUCGUGGGUAACUACUUCAACUUCUGCAGCUCCUGUUUCAAAAGAAGCUUCUAAAACUCAUUCGACCGUUUCUCCAACAAUCAAAAAUUCAAAUAAAAUAGCCAACCAGCCCCCCUCGAACAUCGAUGAACAUAACAGUAUUCUUUACCCCAAAGAACCUCUAACCAAGAAGUCUAGUUUCGAAAAAGAAAGACCUAUGAAGGAUAAUCUGGGAUUCAAAAGUAUGUCUUUAAGAGGGCCACUUGUGACGAAGAAUUCUCCGGUUAUGAGAGCAGGAAGUUUUGAAGCGGAGGACAGGCAUGAACAGAGGAACCAUGUCUCUAGGAAAUCAUGGAAUUUUAGCUUGUCUUCUCCACUAAAAACAAAGAUGAACCAUUCUGCUCAUCCCUCGAACGAAAUAGAGAAAAUAGAUCACCCAAUGAGCGACUUCAAGAAUAAGUUUAAUGCAAAUGGAGAAAAAUCAUCAGUGAACAAGAGGGACAGUGACCGCCAAAAUUCAUCUUUAUACAUAGGAUCUUCGACGACCAAUAACGAGAAUGCAAGCGAAGUGGGAACUGAGGGCYACCGGUUUUCAUUAUUUAGAAACAGAAGCCAAACAUCGAAUAGGAAUAUGCCAGCUGGAACAACCAGUCUGAAUCCAGCGUACUCUGAGGUAUCUGGAGCUCUACCCUUAAGCGUUCCGGUAACCGUUAUCGAAAAGAAUGGAGAGAUACACAAGCUAUAUAAUGACGAUGCUGCUAAGAAAGAUAAGUCUCAUAAUCAUCACAGUAGUCAUAAUAAGUUUAGUAAGAAGCUUAGGAAAAUUUUCGGUAGAAAGUAA
Messenger RNA from Saccharomyces eubayanus, 3327 nucleotides. RefSeq names its product Seg2p (gene SEG2). Bases 1 to 3327 code for a protein of 1108 amino acids. The transcript has a single exon. NCBI's taxonomy places the organism in Eukaryota, Fungi, Ascomycota, Saccharomycetes, Saccharomycetales, Saccharomycetaceae. The record is from RefSeq and is a predicted model, not a curated record.